AUGGAUCAAGAGAAGAAGCAAGCGCCGGGCGGCUCGCCCCCGGACGCAAGCCACACGCAACCACUAUCCCAACCAGCCCACAGCCUCACGUACGAAGCCAUUCUCAAUGAGCUUUCAGUCGAUUCUGAUGAAGGCUUGUCAUCCGGAGAAGCCAAAAAGCGCCUGGAGGAGCAUGGCCCCAACGAACUCGAAGGAGGAGAAGGCGUCUCCAUUGCCAAGAUCAUCAUUCGACAGAUUGCAAAUGCUAUGAUGCUGGUGCUGAUUAUUGCCAUGGCUGUCAGUUUCGGCAUUCAAUCCUGGAUUGAAGGUGGCGUGAUCGCUGCCGUCAUUGGUCUUAACAUCAUUGUAGGUGUAUACCAGGACUUUGCAGCCGAGAAGACCAUGGACUCUUUGCGUUCGUUGAGCUCCCCUACCGGAACAGUAACCCGCGACGGCAAAACCAAUACUGUCCCCGCCAACGAGAUCGUCCCAGGAGACAUGGUUGAGCUCAAAGUCGGAGACACCGUUCCCGCCGACCUUAGACUCGUUGAAGCUAUGAAUUUCGAAACCGACGAAGCCCUUUUAACCGGAGAAUCGUUGCCCGUACAGAAGGAAAUUGAUCAGGUUUUUGACCAAGACACCGGACCUGGAGAUCGGUUGAAUAUUGCGUACAGUUCAUCCACUGUUACCAGAGGGCGAGCCCGUGGCGUUGUCGUUGGCACUGGUAUGAAAACCGAGAUCGGUGCCAUUGCCGCAGCACUCCGGGCUGGUGAUUCGAAGCGUCGAAAAGUCAAGCGUGGCCCCGAAGGCGAAACCAAGAAGCGCUGGUAUCUACAGGCCUGGACCUUGACUGGUACUGAUGCCAUUGGCAGAUUCCUGGGCAUCAAUGUUGGAACACCCUUGCAGCGAAAGCUCUCCAAGUUGGCUCUGGCCCUCUUUGGUAUUGCCGUCGUCUUCGCGAUUAUUGUCAUGGGCACAAAUAAUUGGAGCGAUUCAAACGAAGUCAUCAUCUAUGCUGUCGCUACAGGACUUGCAAUGAUUCCUGCAUGUUUAGUUGUGGUUUUGACCAUCACAAUGGCAGUGGGCACAAAGCAAAUGGUUCAAAGACACGUCAUUGUCCGGAAGCUUGAUUCUCUAGAGGCAUUGGGCGCAGUCACUAACAUUUGCUCAGACAAAACUGGAACUCUAACCCAGGGGCGAAUGGUUGCAAAAAGAGCCUGGAUUCCGUCGCAAGGCACAUACUCGGUCGGAUCUUCCAGCAAUCCCUUGGAUCCCCAGGAAGGAGAAAUGAGUCUCAUCACCGAUCCUCCUGUCAAGAUUAGUCCGGAUAUGCUGGCCAAGCCCGCAAACCCAGAGGAUCUCUUGAAGGACAAUCGACAUCUGGAAGACUUUCUCAAUGUUGCCGCAAUGGCAAAUCUUGCCCAUGUUCACAAAUCAACCGAUGAAUGGCAGGCCCGUGGUGAGCCAACAGACAUUGCAAUCCAGGUCUUUGCUUCUCGCUUCAACUGGAACCGCGAUCGCUGGAUCAAAGGUGAGAAUCCUGUCUGGGAACAGAAAGCGGAGUAUCCCUUCGACUCCACGGUGAAGAAAAUGUCGGUGAUAUUCGCCAAGCGAGGCGAGACAGAGAAGACUCCUGAAAUGAUUUUCACAAAGGGGGCAGUGGAACGUGUUCUUGAGGCUUGCACAUCUGUGACUUGGACUGCUGGCGCUUCUCCGGUCCCUCUCGAUGACAGCAUUCAAGAUGAGAUCCUGCAGAACAUGGAAGGUCUCGCUAAAGAAGGUCUUCGGGUUCUUGCUCUUGCCUGUCGAGAGCACCAUGGUGGUACAAGCAACGACGAGAAGGAAAACCCUCCGCGAGAGGAAGUGGAAAAAGAUCUCGUCUUUUGCGGAUUGAUCGGUCUCUACGACCCGCCCCGCCCUGAAACCGCAGGAGCUAUCGAGCAAUGCCACCAUGCAGGUAUCUCGGUUCACAUGGUGACCGGUGAUCAUCCCGGUACAGCAAAAGCUAUUGCUCAACAGGUUGGAAUUAUCCCCGCCAACAUGGAUGAAAUCGCCAAGGAUGUGGCAGAUGCAAUGGUCAUGACUGCAAGCCAGUUUGACAAAUUGACAGAUGAACAAAUCGAUGACCUGCCUACCCUUCCAGCAGUUAUUGCUCGGUGUGCACCGAACACAAAGGUCCGAAUGAUCGAUGCUCUGCAUCGGCGGGGUCGCUAUGCAGCCAUGACAGGUGAUGGUGUGAACGAUUCCCCAUCUUUGAAACGUGCCGAUGUUGGUAUUGCAAUGGGAGAGGCGGGAUCCGACGUGGCAAAGGAUGCCUCAGAACUAGUUCUGACAGACGAUAACUUUGCUUCAAUCAUUAACGGUAUUGAAGAAGGUCGUCGGAUCUUUGAUAACAUUCAGAAAUUUGUCUUGCAUCUUUUGGCUGAGAACGUUGGUCUCGCAUUAACUCUUCUGAUCGGUCUGGCUUUCAAGGAUGAUGAUGGCCAGUCAGUCUUUCCUAUCGCGCCCGUCGAAAUUCUUUGGAUCAUCAUGAUUACCUCUGGUCUCCCUGAUAUGGGCCUGGGAAUGGAAAUCGCAGCCCCGGAUAUCAUGGACCGUCCGCCUCAAAGUAAACAAGGUAUUUUCACAUGGGAGGUCGUGAUAGACACUCUGGUUUAUGGACUUUGGAUGGCCGCGCUUUGCCUUAGCUCCUUUUCCCUUGUUAUGUUUGGCUGGGGAGACGGAAACCUAGCAACAGGCUGCAACAGUAACCAUACGCCAGAAUGUGAGACGGUCUUCCGGGCCCGCGCGACAACAUUCGUCUGCAUGACCUGGUUCGCACUGUUCUUGGCUUGGGAGAUGAUCAAUAUGCGCCGCAGCUUCUUCCGUAUGCAGCCUGGCUCGAAAAAGUAUUUCACACAGUGGAUGUUCGAUGUCUGGCGCAACCAGUUCCUCUUCUGGGGUAUCAUGGCCGGAUUCCUCACUACCUUCCCCAUUCUCUAUAUCCCCGUCAUCAAUGAUGUGGUUUUCAAGCACACUGGCAUCUCAUGGGAGUGGGGAGUUGUGUUUGUGGAAGCGACCUUGUUCUUCCUCGGAGUGGAAUUUUGGAAGUGGUGCAAGCGAAUCUUUUUCCGGUAUCAAGCCCGUCGAACAAAGAACACUGACCCGAUUGAGAAUGCAAGAAUGAGAGACUUUAGUCGCUAUACUACCAUGAGCAGAUCUGAUACUCAGGCAGGGAGUGACGAGAAAGUUGAGCAAUCUAUGGUUUGA
Aspergillus wentii DTO 134E9 is the source of this 3228-nucleotide messenger RNA. RefSeq names its product cation-translocating P-type ATPase. The coding region runs from base 1 to 3228 and encodes 1075 amino acids. Gene Ontology annotation, biological process: calcium ion transmembrane transport; intracellular calcium ion homeostasis. Gene Ontology annotation, cellular component: plasma membrane. The record is from RefSeq and is a predicted model, not a curated record. NCBI's taxonomy places the organism in Eukaryota, Fungi, Ascomycota, Eurotiomycetes, Eurotiales, Aspergillaceae. The transcript is spliced from 4 exons. Gene Ontology annotation, molecular function: ATP binding; ATP hydrolysis activity; P-type calcium transporter activity.